Molecule: messenger RNA, 402 nt
Organism: Prunus armeniaca (apricot)
Lineage: Eukaryota; Viridiplantae; Streptophyta; Magnoliopsida; Rosales; Rosaceae
Source: the annotation of a GenBank genome assembly
AUGACCGGGCCGCCGUCCUCUUCCUACCCCGGCCAGGUCCCGUCGCCAGCCGCCGUGAUUUCGCCGGAAAACGAGGAGAAAAGCUCCGGUUUUGACAGAAACUUCGCCGGCUUCGUUCUCCGUCGUCCGGCCGCCAUUUUUGGCGAUCAAGGAUCGUGUAGGAUUCGACGGAUCGUAAAACGGAGUCCCGGAUACUCCGGAAAUGCCAACCCUGGGGUUAGGGUUUUAGUAACCGUCCGAUCGUGUGAUCGUGAGCGAUCCGACCGUCCGAUCUGGACCAAACUUGCAGGACUGUGUCCUAGAGCCUGUAGAACCUAUAGGAACUUUCGGAUCGGAAAUUUGGAGGUUGUGGGCCCCGCAGGCCCGUUUGACCCUAGGUUGACCGUGAGACUUCCGAGAUAG